AUUACUCGUUAUUUCAACGCAAUUUGCAGUGUCAAAUAUGUUCAGGUUUUACGGGCAAGGAAUCAGAAGUGACAACCUGUACAGGCGAUGAGCCUGUAUGUGAAAAUAAGAUAACGAUGAAUGGUGUUACACUGGAGUUUGAAAAAUCCUGCAGCACAUACAGAAAAUGUCUUGCAGCUCUGAGAAACAAUAUCUUUCCAUGCAAUAAAUGGACCAGUGGCGCUUCUUGUGUUAGUUGUUGCACCGGAAACUUAUGUAACAGGAACCAUUCCAUUGAGUUUUGUAAAGAAAACACAACCUCAACAAGCAAUGAUACUUUCUAUUGGCCAAAUACAAAAAUAGGAACUGAUGUGACGAUCCCAUGUCAUGCAAAUGUAGCAACGAGACACUGUUCCUCCGGAAAUGUGGCACAAUUAGAAAUGCCAACAAAUCAGUAUGGCACAUCACGAAAAUGUUCACCAUUCACUGGCGUCUGGCAAGAACCAGACAUGUCUCAAUGUUACAAUACAGAGAGGAUCACCCAACAACUAAAGAACAUCACAAUCGUAGACAUUGGUAAAGAAAAUGUUGAGCAGGUUUCAACAAUACUCAGCGAUAUUUCAAAGAAAUCAGUUUAUUUCAAAGCAGAAGAUAUUGACUUGGCUGUUGAUAUUCAAGAGAAAAUGCUGCCAUUGAUAUCGAAUGUGUCCGCCGAAAUAGUACUAAAGAAUAUACUUCUUAGUAUCAACAAUAUGAUAGACACACCGGAAGAGAUUUUGGUUGAAGCAGAACAAUCAAAUGGAACUGGGAGCAGAAUGCUGGACAUUAUAGAAGCAAUCCUGGAAGAGAUUCCACUGGAAGGGCAGCAACUCACAGCUUUAUAUUCUAAUCUUGGUAUUGGUGUUAUCAAAAUGGAGAAGGACACGUUCAAUGGGGCUGUCUAUGGUAUUUCAUUUGGAAAUAAUAGAACUGAAGCUAUGAUAACGGUAUAAUACUUUCUCAUGAUUACUCCC
Messenger RNA from Octopus sinensis (East Asian common octopus), 992 nucleotides. RefSeq lists its product as uncharacterized. Gene Ontology annotation, cellular component: plasma membrane. NCBI's taxonomy places the organism in Eukaryota, Metazoa, Mollusca, Cephalopoda, Octopoda, Octopodidae. The transcript is spliced from 6 exons. Gene Ontology annotation, molecular function: G protein-coupled receptor activity. Gene Ontology annotation, biological process: cell surface receptor signaling pathway. The annotation marks the transcript as partial. The record is from RefSeq and is a predicted model, not a curated record.